This is a messenger RNA of Rhagoletis pomonella (apple maggot), 949 nucleotides long. RefSeq lists its product as uncharacterized. The transcript has 2 exons. The record is from RefSeq and is a predicted model, not a curated record. NCBI's taxonomy places the organism in Eukaryota, Metazoa, Arthropoda, Insecta, Diptera, Tephritidae. The coding region runs from base 320 to 925 and encodes 201 amino acids.
CAAAUCAUUUCAUAAAGAUCUUUAAUGUGAUUUUAUUUUUUCAAUUAUUCCAUGACAUGAUGUCACAUCUCACACCCCAUCAACAAACGCCAACGUGAAUACACAUUUUACGUUUCCCACCUAAAUAACGGUUUUCGAAUUUAUCUUAUAAUGCUAAAAGCGAAAAAUGUCGAAAUUUUUUUAAUAUCACACAUACUUGCCAACAUAUUACAUAACAUACACACAUACAUUCAUAAAUAAAUUCAUAAUUAUUUGAAAACCAACCGCACUUUUGAAUUGGCUAAUUGCAAAUUCGAAUUGAAUUCCCUCAAAACAUUUAAUGAUGGCCAACCGACAGCGUCUAACGCAGGACAUUUGUAAUUUGAGUACACUAUGCAGCAAUUAUAAGAAACUCUCACCGACAGUUGAGUUUUCACCUUUGCAACAGCAACUACUCUGCCCCACCAACGCACCAAGCCCAACACCAAUGAAUAACGGCACAGCUAAAGCGGGAAAUGUAGCCGAAAACGAUGCGGAUGACAUUUUGAGUUUGCUAAAAAUGUGGCAAACGGAAGGACAAUUCAAGCAACUCAAAAUACGAAACUUUCUUCUAAGUGCAGUUAUUAAAAAUGCCGAGUGCAUGACGACGGAGCAAAGGCAGGAGGACAACAGCAACAAUGAGCGUUUGCGUGUGUACGCCAACCAAUUGGAGAAUGUAUUAUCCGUGCUACAGGCAUGCGAGGCAACUACGCUUAACUAUGGGGAUUUGCAAAAGUUACGCUACGACAUUGAGAUAGUCAAAGCGAAUGCUAACUGGACUAAUAUAAUUGUUGAUCGAGCGGAAGUGAAUAGUAAUAGUGUUCAGCUAUUAGCAACUGACAACAGCAGUGGUGAGGCGGCGGAUGUGAAUGCCAAUGCAGCAGUGGCAGAGAUGGGAGUCAAUUAAUUUAGUAUAUCGUAAUUAGUAUAU